AUGACAAUCAUCCGAGCCGUGCAGUCCUGGAGCUUCGGCAGGACCCGCCGCAGCGCUGCUCGCAUAGCCGUGCGCGCCCUUGUCCGCCGCCCCGCCCUCACCAAGGGCACCUUCGGCAGCAAGGCUAUGGUACCCCCUGAGGGCGCCAUAAGUCCGUUCAAGGGGCCAUGCUCCACGCCCAGCAGCUUCCACGCCAGCUUCGAGGUGCUCCCUGGCAACGGCCCCGCCGCCGAGCCCAGCGGCGCCGCCGCAGACGAGGCGCCGCGCGCGGCAUACGCCGUCAAGGCCGACCCGAUGCUCCUUGAAGCGGUGCGUCGGGCGCUGCCAGAGCUGUUUGCCCUGCCAAGCGGCGACGACGCCCCCAGCGCCGGCGGCGGCGGCGGAGCCGGCGGCGCGGCUUUCGCGCGGCUCAGCCCUGCGGCAUCUGCGGUCCUGGCGGACGCCGCCGCCGUCGCAGCAGCAGCAGCCUCGGAAACUGCGAUCACCCUCGAGACAGCGACGCAUGUGAUGUACGGCGGCUGCUUGUACCCGCUGCUGUGGAAUACCGAUGGCGAGCCGAUAAUCCUCGCGCCCAACUACAUCGACGCAAGGGCGCUGCCAGGCGUCGGCACGCGGCUGCUGGACCUGGCGCCCUGCAGCACGGCCCACGAAAGGAUCAAGCAGCUCAAGGCGCUGGGCGCCGUGGUGGGCGACGCGAGAAAGACUGCGCCGUACGAGGCAGGAGACGCCCCUCUCUUUGACGCCGGCGCCCGCCUGCACGUGGUGUACCCGAACGGCGAGGUUGCCCCGGUAUUCACACUAGAGCACGACGACAUGACCGUGCACUAUUAUGCGGCGCCCCGCGUAACUGUGUCGGGCGGGAUCUUGACCGGCAAGGGCUGGCCAGAGGCACGUCAAAUGAAUCUGGCAAAGCUGCCCAUCGACUGCUACCACGAGGUGUACCUGACUUGA
Molecule: messenger RNA, 951 nt
Organism: Monoraphidium neglectum
Lineage: Eukaryota; Viridiplantae; Chlorophyta; Chlorophyceae; Sphaeropleales; Selenastraceae
Exons: 2
Coding region: 1-951 (316 amino acids)
Source: RefSeq, a predicted model, not a curated record